Molecule: messenger RNA, 933 nt
Organism: Dama dama (fallow deer)
Lineage: Eukaryota; Metazoa; Chordata; Mammalia; Artiodactyla; Cervidae
Product: olfactory receptor 4C11-like
Exons: 1
Coding region: 1-933 (310 amino acids)
Biological process (GO): G protein-coupled receptor signaling pathway
Cellular component (GO): membrane
Molecular function (GO): olfactory receptor activity; G protein-coupled receptor activity
Source: RefSeq, a predicted model, not a curated record
AUGCAGAUGAAAAAUAAUGUGACUGAGUUUAUUCUACUUGGGUUGACCCAGGAUCCUGUUAGGAAGAAAAUGGUGUUUGUCAUUUUCUUGAUUUUUUAUUUGGGGACGUUAGUGGGUAACCUGCUGAUUAUUACUACCAUCAAGACCAGUAGGGCACUUGGGAGUCCCAUGUACUUCUUCCUUUUCCACUUAUCUUUAUCUGAUACCUGCUUCUCCACUUGCAUAGCUCCUAGAAUGAUUGUAGAUGCCCUUUUGAAGAAGGUCACUAUCUCUUUCAAUGAGUGCAUAGUUCAAAUCUUUUCAUUCCAUUUUUUUGGAUGCCUGGAGAUCUUCAUCCUUGUCCUCAUGGCUGUUGACCGCUACGUGGCCAUCUGCAAACCCCUGCGUUACACGAACAUCAUGAGCCAUCAAGUCUGUGGUGUGUUGGUGGCUGUGGCCUGGGUGGGGUCUUGUGUUCAUUCUUCAGCUCAAAUUCUUCUAACCUUAAGCUUACCUUUCUGUGGUCCCAAUGUGAUUGACCAUUAUUUAUGUGACUUGCAGCCUUUGUUACAACUUGCCUGUACAGACACUUAUGUGACCAACCUUCUCUUGGUGUCCAACAGUGGGGCCAUCUGUACAGUGAGUUUUGUCAUGCUGAUGUUCUCCUAUGCUAUCAUCUUGCAUUCUCUGAGAAACCACAGUGCUGAAGGGAGGAGGAAAGCCCUCUCCACCUGCAUCUCCCACAUCAUUGUGGUCAUCUUGUUCUUUGUUCCCUGCAUGUUUAUAUACACUCGCCCGGCUACCACCUUCCCCAUGGAUAAAAUGAUAACUGUGUUUUAUACAAUUGGAACACCUUUACUCAACCCCCUGAUUUAUACCCUAAGGAAUGCAGAAGUGAAAAAUGCCAUGAGGAUGUUAUGGAGCAAGAACCUGAUCUCAGAUGACAAAAGAUAA